Cotesia glomerata is the source of this 5351-nucleotide messenger RNA. RefSeq names its product protein toll-like. Gene Ontology annotation, biological process: signal transduction. Gene Ontology annotation, molecular function: protein binding. The record is from RefSeq and is a predicted model, not a curated record. Bases 297 to 5264 code for a protein of 1655 amino acids. The transcript is spliced from 7 exons. Lineage: Eukaryota; Metazoa; Arthropoda; Insecta; Hymenoptera; Braconidae.
ACAUCUACUUUUUUGAGAUAAAUCAACAGUAAUAUACAUUGUUUCCACUUUUCAGCUGAAUUUUGUCUUCAUUUUACUUGACGCUGGAAUAAUUACUAAUGCUAUUUACUUCUGUAAUCCAAAAGUGCACGUAUAUUUUCUAUUAUUUUCGAGGAUAAUGGUUUUUGAAAUGAUUCAUUGUAAACUUCGUCAUUUAAGCCUCGGUACCUCAGGUAGUCGGAAGUGUCGAAAGUACUUUGUUUGAAAUUUAGUUUUAAGUUGUUUUCAAUUUAUGUAGACGCCUCAUUGCCAGCUUUAUGAGUGUUGGGACUCGGAAGUUCGAGAAUUUAAAUUAUUUUAUAACCAUGGCUGCCAGCUUAAAGUUGUUGAUGACCUUACUUUUUAUCUCCUCUCCAGCCUGGACUGCCAGUUGUCCAGGAAGCGAAAAUUGUCAGACAUGCGAAGUUGCUGCUAACGAUCUCUAUUACCUGCAUUAUGGCAUAAUUGAAAAUCUAGAUUUGUCUUCUAUAUUUCAUGGACCUAAAACUGCUAUAAUCAACUGCAAAAAUCCGUCGAAUAAAUCAGAUUUGUCUAAUUUGAAUUAUUACGCUGAUAACAAACAUACAAUUAAAUUUGUAACUAUCACAAAUAUCAAUGUAGUGACAGUACCAUCCAAUUUAUUUUCAAAAGCAUUUAAUUUGGAAUAUUUGGAUUUGUCACAAAAUCAAAUAACAUUCAUUUCUGGCGAAUUAUUCAACGAUUGUAAUAAUUUAAAUAGUUUAAAUCUUAGUUCCAAUCACCUUUCGACCGAGAGUUUCAACUCUGACCAAGCUUUUCCAGGAUUGGAAAAAUUGGAGUAUUUUGAUUUAUCUAACAAUUUGAUAUCGUCACUUGACAAAAAUCUUCUCUAUGGACUAUCAUCAUUGCGUUAUUUGGAUAUGAGUCGCAACAACAUGAAAACUAUUCAUCCUCAAGCAUUUCUCAGUCUAUCAAGUCUCAAAACUAUAGACUUUUCUUACAACGCUCUUACGUUGAAGGAAAAUAAUAUGUUUAACUUCGAAUAUGGUCCAGUGUCACCAUUCCACCACUCUCAACAAACUUUGGAAGAGAUAAACCUUGCUUACAACAAUAUUGACGAAAUUUUUGGAGAUUGGAUCUUUGCAACUAGAUUAAAAAUUCUGAAUUUAAGUCACAAUCACUUUAGUGUUAUUGAGGACACAGAAAUGCAGUUUCUGUCAAAUCAAAUUAAUGUGGAUUUAUCUUUCAACGGCAUAAGAAAAAUAAACUACGGGCAAGUGGAAUUUUUAGAUAGAUAUUCUGUUGAUGACAUUGUUGUAAACAUUGAGAAUAAUCCGAUUCGAUGCGGCUGCGAUAUGUCUAAAAUGGCUCUAUUUUUAGAAUUGAAGUAUCCUAAAGUUGAUAAGAGAUUUAUCAGUUCAUCAAUUGAUAAAUUCAAGUGCGGCGAAAAGAAUCAGAUCGCUAAUUCUGUAUGUAAAUUAGAUCACCCUUUGGAAACAAUGAUUGGAGCGUGUCCUUCUCGUUGUAAUUGUAUUAUUAACCCAGAGAAGAAAUCCAUAUUGGUGAAUUGCUCCUAUCGUGGCCUCGAUGAAGCACCAGCGACAAUUCCUUGGUUCGCGGGAGCGAAUGUCGAAGUGAAUUUAACUGGGAACCACUUAACAAAAAUUCCGUCGAGAAAUCAAAAAGGAUACGAGCAUGUAACUGUUCUCGCAUUGUCGCAUAACAAAAUUUCUAAAAUUCCAAUAGAUAUGCCAUUGGAAAAUUUAGAAAAAUUAUACCUGGACAACAAUGAAUUAGUAAGAAUUGAUUAUGAAGUACUAAACGUACUGCGUACGUCAACGAAAAUAAAAAAUCUCAGUUUACAUGGGAACAAAUUAAAGUGUAAUUGUCAUGCGCGUAAUUUAACCGUCUUAAUUCAGAUGAUGGAGCAGAAAAUUCCUGAAUUAAGAAAUGUUACUUGUUAUGGCUACGACUUACCUAUUUAUACAAUCAAUUUAAAUAGGCUUUGUUCUUCAACGCGUUAUUGGAUUCUUGUCGUAUGCAUUAUCAUCGGUAUUUUGGGAUUUAUCGGUGGAAUAAUUUUAACGCUAUAUUUGAUUAAAAGAAAUAGACAUAAUAACAUAAGAAAAACCGUUUAUGAUAACAAACAUGGUUUAAAAUCUAUUUUUUUUAUAAAUUUUAAUAUAAAAUCUGUUGCUUGUAAAAAAUCUUUUAAAAAAUUUUCACUAAUUUUCAGAAUAAAAAAAAUGAUUUGGCUUCAAUGGUGUCUGGCGUUCAGUCUCAUCUCAUCAAACUGGGCUAACGAAUGUCCCAAAGGUAAACUCUGUAAUUCAUGUGAGCUUUUAGAACCAGGGGAGUACAGAAUAAGUUGUAAAAAUAAAUAUCCAACUUUCAUGAUUGACUACAAACCGGAAACUUUCUUAAAUGUUUAUUGUUUGGGUGGCGACUUUGCUGACUUUGACCUAGGUUCAGUUCAACAAGUAAAGUCGGUUCAAUCUCUCAACUUUGAAAAUUGCAUUUUCUCUGACCAAGUCAAUCUUGGAAAAAUUGUAAAAAAUAUAUUCAACGAUACUGUGGAACAAUUGAGCUUCACGAUAUGUACGAAUUUAGAAACAGUAUUGACUCAAGAGAGUUUAAAAGAUUUUAAGAAGCUCAGAAUUCUUGAUCUGCAAGGGAAUAGUCUAUCAAGUUUAACUAGUGAACCAUUUAAGGAACUUUCAAAUCUCACAGAAUUGAAUUUUGCUAUCAAUGAUUUGACGGAAUUACCAUCAAAAUUUUUAAACAUUCCGAGUCUUGAAGCAAUUGAACUAGGUUUUAAUAAAUUAAAGAUAAUUAAACGAUCGAACUUUGAAAAUCUCGGACACCUAGUUUUUUUAAAUUUAUGGAAGAACGAUAUUACCGAAAUUGAAGCAAAUGCUUUCGACUAUACUCUUGGCCUCAAAUCAAUUGACUUACAUGGCAAUAAAUUGAGAAGUAUACCACAGGGUAUUUUUUCGAGGUUAUCGAAACUCAAAACAAUUAAUUUGUCGUUAAAUAAUUUCACCAAUGACUCAUUCCCAGAAGAUUUGUUCCGUUACAACAACAGGUUGGAAACUUUAACAAUGACUAGUAAUCAUCGUAAUAUCACAACUCUACCAAGUGGAUUCUUGAGUAAUUUAACUAGCUUAAAAAAAAUAAAUAUGGAAAAUAAUGGAUUUCAUCAAAUGCCAGAAGAUUUUCUUUGGGGAACAACGAGCCUUACAACUAUAAAACUGCAAGAUAAUUAUAUUUCAACAAUACCACGAUACUUCUUCAGAGAUUUAAAAAAUUUGAAGUUUUUAGACAUGAGCGGAAAUACAAUUGAUCAUCUACCUAAUGACGUUUUUGAAUCGUUGAGGCAACUUACGAAUUUAAAUUUAGCCAAAAAUCGGAUUAAAUAUCUAAGCUCAAAUCAUCUAACUGGAUUGUCAUCACUCGAAACUUUGAAUAUGGAACGAAAUAAUAUGGUUCAAAUUGAUGGGCAUGCAUUCAAGGACUUGGCAAAGUUAAAAGUUGCGUAUUUCUCUUACAAUCAACUCAAUUUGACAAACAAAGACUUGAGAGAUGCAUAUGGUUAUCGAUCACCAUUCUAUAAAUGUGUAUCUACGAUAGAAGAGAUAUAUGUCGAUCAUAAUAACAUUGUAGAUAUGUUUCAAGACUGGACUGAAAUGACCCAUUUGAAGAUAUUAAAUGUGUCUCAUAACAAAAUAUUUUAUUUACAUGCAAGAGAUUUGACAUUAUCGUCUAAAAAAGCUGAAGUAGAUUUGACAUACAAUAUGAUUGAGUCUAUCAAUAUGUAUAAAAACGUCUACGAAAAAUUGAUUGAAAAUUACUCUCAUGAUGCAGUCAUAGACAUCGGAAAUAAUCCACUCAAAUGUGACUGUCAAAUAUAUGAUCUUCUUCAAUAUUUUGAAGGAGAGCUUUCUUAUCAACGCCAAAGAUUUAAUUUAAAAGUUGAUGAUUUAAAAUGUGACUCACCCCAAAAAAUGAAAGGUCUCGCAGUAAAAAACUUGAACUCUAAAAACUUCACUUGUGUCUAUCGUGAUUCAGAAGUCAACGAUAAUAAAUCCUGUCCAAACCAGUGUGAGUGCACAACAAGACAGUCAGAUAAAGCUUUUUUAGUGAAUUGUUCAUACCGUGGAUUAAGGGAAGCUCCUCAAUCUUUCAACAAUCCAGGUCAUUACGUUGAAAUGGAUUUAUCAGGAAAUUUUUUAAAGACAAUGCCUUCACUGAACCAAAAAGGGUAUGAAAAUAUUACAAUUUUACGGCUAAACAAUAACAAUAUCAGCAGUAUUGACGCUAAUAAUUUAUCAGAUACAUUAGAAGAAUUAUAUUUGGAUAACAAUAACAUGACUGAAUUGGACGGUAAGGUUUGGAAAAAAUUGGCGAAUUCAACAAAAAUCAAACACCUUACUUUGCACGAAAACGAGUGGAAAUGUGAUUGUGAAACUCGAGAUUUAAUUGACUUUGUUCAGCAUAAAAGAGUGAAGAUUCCGGAAUUAGAAAAGGUCUAUUGUCAUAAAGCUAAGAGACCUAUUUUUUCAACUCCAAUAGAUGAAUUUUGUCCAUCCGAUCUAUAUUGGUUAAUUGGAAUUUGUGUCAGCAUUGCUUUGUUUGGAAUCCUUAUUGGCGGAAUCUCAGCACUGUACUACCGCUAUCAACACGAAAUAAAAGUCUGGCUAUACGCCCAUCAGUGGUGUCUCUGGUUUGUCACUGAAUCCGAGCUUGACAAGGACAAAACCUAUGACGCAUUUAUAAGCUUUUCUCACAAAGAUGAAGAGUUUAUAGUGAACGAAUUAGUUCCAAAACUUGAACAAGGACCGAAACCAUUCAAAAUAUGCGUGCAUUAUCGUGACUGGAUGGUCGGUGAAUGGAUUCCACAACAAAUUGCGCGGUCGGUUGAUGAAUCACGGCGAACAAUCGUUGUUCUCUCACCAAAUUUCUUGGAAAGUAUAUGGGGUAAAAUGGAAUUCCGUGCAGCUCACAAUCAAGCUCUUAGUGACGGUCGAGCUAGAGUUAUUGUUAUUCUGUACGGUGACAUUCAGCCAUCUGAUAUCACUGAUCCUGAACUCAAAGCUUAUCUUACUAUGAACACCUACGUCCAGUGGGGUGAUCCGUGGUUCUGGAACAAACUUAGAUAUGCUCUUCCUCACUGUAAAAUGAAAAAAGUUAAAAAGAAUAAUAUAUUCGAAAACCACCAACCAACUAUAAAGAAAGUAGAUAAGAAAUAUAACGAGUCGAUAUCGUAGUCAUUGAUUUCAAGUUUACAUCAAUGGAGUUCUGAUAACUAAUUGUAAAAAUUAAUUUUAUUAUAAUAAGAAACUAAUUUAAAUCUA